AUGAGCACUCCAUCAUCUUCUUCACGUCGUCUUCGUGGAACCACAUCACACUAUUCAUGUUCAUGCAUCCUUAUCUUUUUGAUAUGUGUGUGUUUUUAUAUCCAUCUUGAUCAACAACAAGAUGCAUCAAACUCAUUCGUCUCUGCCUUCUCAACAACCACUCGUGUCCAACUCUUGUCCUCUAAAGGUGGUCGUGGUGGAGCUGUUUUCAAGAACAUUCUUGUUAGGGGUCUCAACCACAUUGAUCACAAGGUUCAUGUUCAGAAAGGCCAUAACGAUCCAUUCACAUCAUCCACCAUCCAUAAGAUUACAACUGGUCGUCGUCACUUGACCGUAUCUUCAAGUUCCAAAACUACAACUUCCACCAUUCCAACAACGGAUGACACUAUCAAAACCGUUCACGAAACUCGAAUUAUGGGUGGUCGAGUAGUUUCGGAUGAACAUGAUUAUCCUCAUAUGGCAUCUCUCCAACUUGUGGUCAAUGAAAAAAGUUAUCAUUUAUGUGGAGCUUCAUUGAUAGAUAAGAGAUGGUUGGUGUCAGCUUCUCAUUGCUUCUUUGAUGAGAGUGGAUCCUUCUUGGAUCCAGAAAAUUUGUCCAUCGUCAUUGGGAAUUCCAAUUUGUCAAAAUGUCCGAGUGCGAAAGUGGCAAAUUCCAGACGACCUCGUUAUGGAUGUGUCCGUAGGGCAGUGAAACGAUUCAUUACUCAUCCAUUGUAUGAUUCCAAAGUUGUGGUGAAUGACAUUGCAUUAAUUGAGUUGGCAGAAGAUAUUGAAUUCUCAACCAGUAUUCGACCUAUUCAAAUUCCAAAUAAUGUUCCACAAGAAGGAACUGAGUUGACAUUGGUCGGUUGGGGACAGGUUCCUAAUGACACCACCAAGAGAGUGCUAUUGGAGCAAGUUUCUUUUCCAUUGAUGAGUGAAGAUGCUUGUACAGGAAUUGGAUUGAGAAUGAGUACAAGAAAAGGACAAGUGUGUGCAGGAAGUGAUACUGGUGAUGCAUGCAGUGGUGACAGUGGAAGUCCUUUAUUGCAAUCAUUGGGUUCAUGUUCAUCAACUUCUAAUUUUUAUUGUUAUUCCAUUGUUGGCCUCGUUUCUUAUGGCAUUUCAUGCUCAAACACACGAGUUCCAAAUCGAGUGGGUGUUUACACUUCAGUUCCAUACUUUAAGGAUUGGAUUCUUCAAAAUGCAAAAGUGGAGCAAUACAACAAUGAAGAGGAUCUCGAAAACUUGAGAAAGAACAAUGACACUAGCAAUGCAAUCACUGUCCAUGUAAAUAAGUCAAGUUGGAUCACUGCUUUGAUGUUGAGUGUGUCCAUUUCCUUACUCUGUAAUAUGUUUGUUUGGCCAAUCUUGGUUGGAUUGUAG
Molecule: messenger RNA, 1365 nt
Organism: Naegleria fowleri
Lineage: Eukaryota; Heterolobosea; Eutetramitea; Acrasida; Naegleriidae
Exons: 3
Coding region: 1-1365 (454 amino acids)
Biological process (GO): proteolysis
Molecular function (GO): serine-type endopeptidase activity
Source: RefSeq, a predicted model, not a curated record